CUUGUAUUCCUCUUUCUCUUUCACAUUAUUUACUUUUCUCUUCGGAGAUUCCCUUACAAACAACAAGACUCAUUUUUCACGUCUCGUACUCAGACCCAUACUUAAACCACCUAUCUACCCACCCAACGAACACAACACAACACCUCCAUCCAAACACCACUACACUCCCACCCACCACCUCAAAACCUCAAAAUGAACGCCGCCUCCCUCGGCGACACCGCCCUCCAACAGUCCGACCCCCACACCGCAACAAUCCACUACACGACCGCCCUCCUCACGCACCCGCGCUCGCCCAGCUACUUCAUCAAACGCUCAACAGCCUUCUCGCGCCUAAAGCCCACACCGAACCUCUCCGCCGCCCUCCGCGAUGCCGAAUCCGCCGUUCUUCUCGCCCGCGAGCGGGGGAAACGCGAGCUGAUCGUCGAGGCGCAGAUGCGGAGAGCCAUCGUUUUGUUUCUCAUGGGGAGAUACGUUGCUGCGGAGGGGGUGGUGGGCGUGGUGGAGGGUAUGAUUGGAUUGGAUAAGGACGGUAAUGGUGGGGAAGAUAAGGAGGAGAAGGUGAGGAAGGCGAUGGGGGGUGGUGCUGGGAAGGGUAUUGAGGCGGAGGUGAGGAUUUGGGGAGCGAAGAUUAGGGCGAAGGUCAACGGUUUGGGCGAGCAGAGUGGUGAGGGUGGGGAGAAGGUGGAGGAGGUUCCGGUGGGGGUUAAAGUGCCGGGGGAGAAGGAGUUGAAGGGGCAGUUGGAGGAGUUGAGGGGAGGGAAGGUUGGUGAGGGUAUUGGUGGUGAAGAGAAGGAAAGUCAGAAGCUUGAGGAUAAGGUGGAGGAGAAGGAGAGAGCUGAGGUCAAGGAGACUCAGCAGCAGCAGCAACAACAACAGCAGCAGCAGGUCAAGGUCCGUCAUGAAUGGUACCAGUCCGGUGAGACGGUUGUUGUGACGCUCUACGUAAAAGGCGUGCCCAAGGAUAAAGUGGCUAUUGAGCUGAAAGAGGACUCGACAUCCAUUCAAUUCCCCCUCCCCUCCGGCGCCGAAUACGACUUCACUCUCGACCCCCUCUUCGCUCCCAUCGACCCCUCCACCUCUAAAGUCUCCGUCUUUUCCACAAAGAUCGAAAUCUCCCUGCGCAAGAAAACUCCCGGCCAGAAAUGGAGCGCCCUGGAAUCUACCACCGGACCUGUCAUCUCUACUCCCCAGCCCACGGUUACACCCACCACUACCACCACACAAGCCCAAGCCCCAUCAUACCCCACCUCCUCCCGACACGGCGCCAAAGACUGGGACAAGCUCGCCUCCAGCCUAACCCAGAAACCGAAAAAGGACAAGACCAAGAGCAGCUCAAAGCCCAAGGAUGAACAAGGAGAAGGAGAAGAAGAUGAUGGUGAAGCAUCCGACGCCGAAUCCAUCAACUCCGACUUCGGAGGCGGUGAUGCCGUCGAUGGCUUCUUCAAGAAACUCUAUGCCAAUGCGGACCCGGAUACCCGCCGCGCUAUGGUGAAGAGUUAUGUGGAGAGUCAGGGGACGUCGUUGAGUACGAAUUGGGAUGAGGUUGGGCAGGGGCCGGUUAAGGUUAGGCCGCCUAGUGAGUAAUUUUCUUUCUUCUUUUCUUUCUUGGUAUCUGAGAGAAAGGAAAGAGGGGAGGAAGAAAGGAAUGUGAGUUGGAAGAUGGAGAAGAAGGGGGUAUGCAAAUUGAAAGCGUGGAGUUAUGGUCUACAUCCAUGUUGUGGGUGCAUGUGGGUGGUGUUUUAGGUUCUGGAGUUGCUUCCCUUGCUAGUUACUUGUUUUGUGUAGCUUAGCCUUAGCUUAGCUUAGCUCUGCUUUACUUGUGUAAUGGUAAUCAUUGCGAGAUGUCGAG
This is a messenger RNA of Aspergillus welwitschiae, 1849 nucleotides long. Its product is annotated as co-chaperone SGT1. Gene Ontology annotation, molecular function: protein-folding chaperone binding. Bases 193 to 1584 code for a protein of 463 amino acids. The transcript is spliced from 2 exons. The record is from RefSeq and is a predicted model, not a curated record. Lineage: Eukaryota; Fungi; Ascomycota; Eurotiomycetes; Eurotiales; Aspergillaceae. Gene Ontology annotation, biological process: protein stabilization.